Callithrix jacchus (white-tufted-ear marmoset) is the source of this 4392-nucleotide messenger RNA. RefSeq names its product zinc finger protein 568 (gene ZNF568). The record is from RefSeq and is a predicted model, not a curated record. Gene Ontology annotation, cellular component: nucleus. Lineage: Eukaryota; Metazoa; Chordata; Mammalia; Primates; Cebidae. Gene Ontology annotation, biological process: regulation of transcription by RNA polymerase II. Gene Ontology annotation, molecular function: RNA polymerase II cis-regulatory region sequence-specific DNA binding; DNA-binding transcription factor activity, RNA polymerase II-specific.
CGAGUCCCCGCAGCGCGGGGCAAGCGAGGGACUCGAACGGUCUGGAGUGCACCAGCCGUGGGCGGCUGACUGGUUACGACGCCUCUUAGGCCUAGAGUGUCCCGAGUAGCUGCGGGGGGAGUGUUCAGAGUACGCUACUGAUCUGUUUUUUGUAAAGAGCGUAUUGCUGGGCUUACAUCCGUUAAUUUUGUUGGACUGUUAUUUUAAUAGGUCCUGGCUCCAUAAGGAUAAAACACAUCUGAAGUGCAAACAGAAGUCUGAGGAACCGCUGUCUAUCAUGGAAGGAGACCUCCUGACCUAAGACCUGCCUUAGAGGCUAGAGAGUCCUGGAAGAGAGUGAACCCUGGAGUCACUAGAGCCUGUCUUGACCUUUCUGCCCUGACCAAGCAAGGUCUGAAUGACAUCUCAGCCUUCAGUGAUCAGCAAUAGCUGUGUAACAAUGGAGCGUUUGACUGACAUGAUGGAAAGGAAAGGUUAAAGUGAUUGUCGGGUUCAAGUGACUCUCCUGCCUCUGCCUCCCGAGUAGCUGGGACUACAGGCACGCACCACCAUCCCCAGCUUGGUGUUCUCAGGAGUUUGCUCUUUCCGAGGAAGAAGAGGAUACGACCAGGUCUCUUGAAACAGUGACAUUUAAGGAUGUGGCUGUUGACCUUACCCAGGAGGAAUGGGAGCAAAUGAAACCUGCUCAAAGGAACUUGUAUCGGGAUGUGAUGCUGGAGAACUACAGCAAUCUAGUCACAGUGGGCUGUCAAGUCACCAAACCGGAUGUGAUAUUCAAGUUGGAGCAAGAAGAGGAGCCCUGGGUGAUGGAGGAAGAAAUGUUUGGGAGGCACUGUCCAGAAGUUUGGGAAGUCGAUGAACAGAUCAAGAAGCAACAGGAAACACUUGUGAGGAAAGUCACAUCCAUCUCCAAGAAAAUUCUGAUUAAGGAAAAAGCCAUUGAAUGUAAAAAAGUUGCAAAAAUAUUUCCUCUGAGUUCAAGCAUUGUUACUUCAAGACAAAGCUUCUGUGAAUGUGAUUCAUUUGAUAAGGGUUUGGAACAUAAUUUAGACUUACUCAGAUAUGAGAAAGGCUGUGUAAGAGAGAAACAGUAUGGAUGUAAUGAGUUUGGGAAACCAUUUUAUCAUUAUACAUCCUAUGUUGUAACCUCCUUUAAGUGUAAUCAGUGUGGACAAGACUUUAGUCAUAAAUUUGAUCUCAUUAGACAUGAGCGAAUUCAUGUUGGAGAGAAACCUUACAAAUGUAAAGAAUGUGGAAAAGCCUUCAGUAGGAAGGAAAAUCUUAUUACACAUCAGAAAAUUCAUACUGGGGAAAAACCAUACAAGUGUAAUGAAUGUGGAAAAGCUUUCAUUCAGAUGUCAAACCUUAUUAGACACCAGAGAAUUCAUACUGGGGAGAAACCGUAUGCAUGUAAGGAUUGUUGGAAAGCCUUCAGUCAGAAAUCAAAUCUCAUUGAACAUGAGCGAAUUCACACUGGAGAGAAACCCUAUGAAUGUAAGGAAUGUGGGAAAUGCUUCAGCCAGAAGCAAAAUCUUAUUGAGCAUGAGAAAAUUCAUACUGGGGAGAAACCUUAUGCAUGUAAUGAAUGUGGUAGAGCUUUUUCUCGAAUGUCAUCUGUUACGCUACAUAUGAGAAGUCACACAGGGGAGAAACCUUAUAAAUGUAAUAAAUGUGGAAAAGCUUUCUCUCAAUGCUCAGUAUUUAUUAUACAUAUGAGAAGUCACACUGGUGAGAAACCCUAUGUAUGUAGUGAAUGUGGGAAAGCCUUCUCUCAAAGUUCAUCCCUUACCGUACAUAUGCGAAAUCAUACAGCUGAGAAACCCUAUGAAUGUAAGGAAUGUGGAAAAGCCUUCAGCAGGAAAGAAAAUCUCAUUACACAUCAGAAAAUUCAUACUGGAGAGAAACCUUAUGAAUGCAGUGAAUGUGGGAAAGCUUUUAUUCAGAUGUCAAACCUCAUUCGACACCAGAGAAUUCAUACGGGUGAGAAACCCUAUGCAUGUACAGUAUGUGGAAAAGCCUUUAGUCAGAAAUCAAACCUCACUGAACAUGAGAAAAUUCAUACUGGAGAGAAACCUUAUCAUUGUAAUCAGUGUGGGAAAGCUUUCAGUCAGAGACAAAAUCUUCUAGAGCAUGAAAAAAUUCAUACUGGAGAGAAACCAUUCAAAUGUAAUGAAUGUAGUAAAGCCUUCUCUCGAAUCUCAUCCCUCACUCUUCAUGUGAGAAGUCAUACAGGGGAGAAACCCUAUGAAUGCAAUAAAUGUGGGAAAGCCUUUUCUCAGUGCUCAUUACUUAUUAUCCAUAUGAGAAGUCAUACUGGUGAGAAACCCUUUGAAUGUAAUGAAUGUGGGAAAGCCUUCUCUCAAAGAGCAUCCCUUUCUAUGCAUAAGAGAGGUCAUACAGGUGAGAAACGCCACAUGUAUUAAAUGAAAGAAGGUCUCUUAAAUCCAACCCAUGUUUUACUUAAAAUAUCUUAGUAUAAGCUCAAAAAAAAAAUUUGUGGAAAAAUUGUAAUAUUUUGUUAAAAGAUGUAAGACUGGAAUAAAUGGAAAUACUCCAUUUAUGCAUAGAUGGAAAAACCCCAAAUUAUAAAAACCUCAAUUCUAAAAAUCUGUAGACUGAAUGCAGUUCCAAACAAAAUCUACUCAGAAUUUUCUAGGAUCUUUCCAAAAUGACUAUAAAUUCAUGUAAAAUAGAACUGUAUGGAUUGCUGAGACAAUUUUGAAGAAGAACAGAGGAAACACCCUCGCUGUAUGAUAUAAAGUUACAGUCAUUUAAAAAUGUGUGCUAUUAGUACAUUAAUAGGUAAAUAAGCAGUUUUUAAAGAAUAGGCUACCCAGAAGCAGACUGAUGAAUAUAUGUGAACUUGGUGUAUGUUAGACUUGUCAUCAUGAAUUAGUAGGGAAGUGAUGACCUCAUCAAUAAAAUUGUUGGGAAUAUUUGACUCUUCAUAUUGAAAAAUUAAAAUUACAUAUAACCUUAUGACAUAUUAAAAAAUCAAUAUUCUUUUUUUUUUUCUUUUAGGCAGUCUCACUUUGUAGCCCAGGCUGGAGUACAGUGUCAUGAUCUCAGCUAACUGCAGCCUCUGCCUCCUGGGUUUGAGCGAUUCUUAUGCCUCAGCCUCCCCAGCAGCUGGGACUAUAGACUCGCACCACACACUGGGCUAAUUUGUUGUUGUUGUUGUAUUUUUAGUAGAGACAGGGUUUUAUCAUGUUGGCCAGGCUGGUAUCAAACUCCUGACCUCAAGUGAUCUGCCCUUUUUGACCUCCCAAAGUGCUGGGUUUACAGGCUUGAGCCACUGUGCCCAGCCAAAAAAAUCAAUAUUCUAAAGGACUUAAAUACUGGAAUUUGAAAAGCCAAACUGUGAAACCAUUGGGAGAAAGUAGACGAUACUACCUAUGACAUUGAGGGAGCACGUUUUUUUUUAAAGACAAAAGGACUGUGCAAUUCCAAUUCUAGUUAUACAUCCUAUAGAAAGUCACAAAUAAUGCAUAAGAAAUAUAUAUAAAAUAUAUGUAUGUAUGUAUAGCCAGUGCAGCGGCACAUGCCUAUAAUCCCAGCUACGUGGGAGGCUGAUAGAGGAAGAUAACUUGAGCCCAGGAGUUUACGGCCAGCUGGGAAACAGUAAGACCCCAUCUCUUUAGAAAAAAAAUAUAUAAAUACAUAUCUGUAAUGAAAACCUAAAUAUUAAUCAGUGGGGUAACCGAUGAAUAAAAUAUGGUAUGUUCAAAUGGUAGAACAGCAUACAGCACUUAAAAGCAGUGAACCAGAUCCGUAUUUGUAACAUUGAUAAUUAAAACAAUGUUGAGUGAAAAAAAUACAAAUGAAACACACUGUGUAAUAAUAUGUAAAUUGAAAUGAAAUCAUUUAUAAAGUGACUGUUUCUAUUAUUGAAAAGUGUAUUUAAAACUAUUUAAAAUAGAAUAGAAGAAUACAUACCAAAUUAUUGACAGCAUUGUCUCUGGAGAUUGAAUUUGGGGAUGUUGAUUAAAAGGAGCCUUUAGCUUUGCUUGUAAUUUUUAUGCCUUAAAAAAGACUGGUAGCAUAUAAAAUAAAUAUUAAAAGCUAAUGAUACACAAUGAUUAUAUGAAUGUUUGGUUGUAAUAAUGUUUUCCUAGUUGUUUUCUAGAACAGGCCAGGGGAAGACUGUGCUCAUAGAAAGAAAUGUUAAUAAAUGAAUUCAUAUGCCUUAUCAGAUGCUCAACUAUUUUAUGAAAAAUAUCUCUAGAAAAUUAAUAAUUAGAAUACUCCUGUUUAUUAUAUAAUAAGAAGUUAGCACAUUUUAUCAACUCUAUGAUGCUGUUUUUUUAUAUUUUAACAUUUCUGAAAUUGGACCCCUUUCAACUGAUAUUUUAGAUUCAAGUAAAUUAUUAAAAAUUUGAAAAUCAGAUGGCA